GGAGGGAAGGAGGGAGGGAGGAUGACAGCGCCGUGAAGAAAAGCAGGGGACCCGCUGCCCUCCCUCCCACCGCACGGCAGGACCAGGCGAGCUCGCCCCGCCGGGCAGGGCCGCCCCAGGCAAGGCUGGCGGAGCAGAGGAUGCCGGGGGGCUAGCCCAGGACACCUCCCAGCGGGCGGGAGGGACGUGUGUGUCCCCCCAUGGAGAUCCGAUGCACUUUGCCCCAGGAUUUCCGGGAGCUGCUGCACUGCCUGAAGAUGAGGAGCAAGUAUGCCAUCCUGCUGUUCUUCGUCAUCGGCCUCUUCAUCAUCGAGAAGGAGAACAACUUCAUCUCCAGGCUGGGCUGGGUCUCCCCGCAGGGUGUCGGACAAGCUGAAGCAGUCCCCACAAGCCCUGAGUGAGGCCAACGGCACGGAGGCCAGCCCGGCGCCAGCCGAGAACGGCUCGCUGGCCUCGCUGCGAGAGCUGGACGCUGCCUUCUCCCAGCUGAGAUCCCGCCUGCGCAACGUUACCCUGCAGCUGGCAGGCGACGGGGACCCCGGGCCACGGCGGCACGUCCUGCUGAUGGCCACCACCCGCACCGGCUCCUCCUUCGUGGGGGAGUUCUUCAACCAGCAAGGCAGCAUCUUCUACCUCUUUGAGCCCCUCUGGCACAUCGAGAGGACAGUGACCUUCGAGCCAGGGGGAGCCAAUGCAGUGGGCUCGGCCCUGGUCUACCGUGACGUCCUCAAGCAGCUCCUCCUUUGUGACCUCUACAUCUUAGAGAGCUUCAUCUCACCGGCGCCCGAGGGCCACCUGACGCCCUUCAUGUUCCGGCGAGGCUCGAGCCGCUCGCUCUGUGAGGAGCCCGUCUGCACACCCAACGCCAAGAAGGUCUUCGAGAAGUACCACUGCAAGAACCGCCGCUGCGGCCCCCUCAACAUCACCCUGGCCGCCGAGGCGUGCCGGCGCAAGCAGCACGUGGCCCUGAAGACGGUGCGCAUCCGGCAGCUGGAGUUCCUGCAGCCGCUGGUGGAGGACCCCCGGCUGGACUUGCGCAUCAUCCAGCUGGUGCGGGACCCCCGGGCUGUCCUGGCCUCCCGCAUAGUGGCCUUCUCCGGCAAGUACGAGACCUGGAAGAAGUGGGCAUCCGAAGGGGAGGCUCCCCUCCAGGAGGAGGAGGUGCAGCGGCUGCGGGGGAACUGCGAAAGCAUCCGUCUGUCGGCCGAGCUGGGGCUGCGGCGCCCGGACUGGCUGCGGGGUCGCUACAUGCUGGUACGCUACGAGGAUGUGGCACAGGCGCCCUUGCAGAAGGCGGAGGAGAUGUACCGCUUCGCCGGGCUGCCCCUCACCGCCCAGGUGGAGGAGUGGAUCAGCAAAAACACGCAGGCGCCCCGCGAUGGCAGCGGCGUCUAUUCCACCCGCAAAAACUCCUCCGAGCAGUUUGAGAAGUGGCGGUUCAGCAUCCCCUUCAAGCUGGCGCAGGUGGUGCAGGACGCCUGCGCACCGGCCAUGCGCCUCUUUGGCUACAAGCUGGCCAGCAGCCCUGCCGCGCUGGCUAACCGCUCCUUCAGCCUGCUGGAGGAGGCACAGCCCUCCUGGGUCACAUAACGGCGGGGGGCAAGGCGGCGCGGGGCAACGAGGGGCCGCAGCCGCGCUCCUGGCUGGCCCAGAGGAGACCUGGAGGUCCCCACUCCCAGAGAUGCUCCUUGCUGCUGCCGGGUGGAAAGUGGCAGCCCUGGGAGCCAGAGCUUCCCAGCAGAGCCGACCUCGGGGUCCCGCAGAGCCCGAAUUAUGCAAUUUCUUUGGAAAUAAGGAAAUCGCAAGGUGAGGGAUGGUGGGGAGUGUGGUGCUGGGGCCACCUCCCCAUCCUGGGGGCUGCACUGAGAAAGAAGAGGGUGAGCGGAGGGUGCUGGGGCCAAGAGCCUCCACGUUGUCCCUGCAGCUAGGACGAGGCAAGGACGAGAGCUCUGCAGUGCCAGCAAGGACCCAGACCCCAGAGGCCUUACUGGUUUAGUGCCUUCAUACUCCAGCACAGACUGGGAACUGCCCCAGAGGCAUGCUGGGGCAGGAGUCGCCCGUGGAACGCUGGCCGGCCCUCGGGCUGCAAUGAAAUGAGGUGACUUGUGGUUUGGCGCGCUUCAAAGUUGGUUUGGGGUUAGUUUCUUCCCCUUUUCUUUUUUUCUUCUCCUUUUUCUGUGUGUAUUUACAUACCAGGGUCGCCAGGUGAAUUUAUUUAUUUAUUACGUGAAAAAGAGGGGGAGGCAGUCAAGGAGCUAAACCCAAAAAAUCAGAGCAGCACAACAUAUCGCAAAGAAACAGAGAGACAGCCAGAGCCGAAGCGGCAGAGGCCAGAUAUCGGCCGUAGACCACCACGUGUCCCCAGGAGAGCCCGCAGGGACCGACGGGUUAUAACCCCCCCCGGACUCCUGGCGUGGAUGGUGCCAGGGCUGCGCUCGCCUCACGCAAGAGUGACUGCGAACCUCGGUGCCCGCUGCAAGGCGGUCGGACUUAUUUAAUUAAAAACAAAAAUACAACAGCUCAGAGUCCAAAGCA
This is a messenger RNA of Phalacrocorax carbo (great cormorant), 2535 nucleotides long. Lineage: Eukaryota; Metazoa; Chordata; Aves; Suliformes; Phalacrocoracidae. The record is from RefSeq and is a predicted model, not a curated record.